Messenger RNA from Lepidothrix coronata (blue-crowned manakin), 1132 nucleotides. Its product is annotated as store-operated calcium entry regulator STIMATE-like. Gene Ontology annotation, cellular component: membrane. The transcript has 6 exons. Bases 1 to 615 code for a protein of 204 amino acids. NCBI's taxonomy places the organism in Eukaryota, Metazoa, Chordata, Aves, Passeriformes, Pipridae. The record is from RefSeq and is a predicted model, not a curated record.
AUGGCCGCCCCCCGCCCGGCGCACGGCUGCGGCAGCGGGGCUCUGCUGGGGCGCUUCGGGGUGCUGCUGCAGGCGCUGCUGGCUCUCUGCGCCUUCAGCACCCUCAUGCUAAAACGAUUUAAGGAACCAAAGGCAGAGAGGCGUCCCUGGAGGAUAUGGUUUUAUGAUACCUCCAAGCAAGCAAUAGGUGCCCUCUUCAUCCACUUUGCCAAUGUUUUCCUGUCAGAUCUCACUGAAGAGGACCCUUGCUCUCUCUACCUUAUUAAUUUCAUCCUUGAUGCCACACUGGGGAUGCUGCUGAUCUGGCUGGGUGUGAAAGUUGUCUCCUGGAUCGUGCAGAACAAGAAAUACACCUACUUGGUCUUUGGAGAGUAUGAUGAUGUGGCUGGAGGAUGCCUGCACGUGGCUCCAUCUGCAUCGUUCAGGCACUCUGGGCUGGUGGCAGAUGGCUCAAAACAACCCGUGGUAGCUUCAAGUGUGGAAUUGGCUCCUGAGAGUGAGGUGUUGCUCUCUCCAGACAUGGAUUUUGAUCAGUCUGAAAGCGACCAGGACACCUCAGGACUCCAUGGAACCAACCAGAAGAUGAAGCAGCCCAGCUAUCAAGUGGUCAUCUGACAACACUGGGACAAGGGAGGUGGAGGAAGGAGCAGCACUGUGAUCCUUGGGCUGGCCAAGGAAGGGCAGGGUGGGGAAUGCUAGUUGAUCCCUGUGGAUCUGCAGAGAUCCUUUUGCCUGCCUCGUCUAGACCUGUCCUGCAGUUGUUUCUGGGAUGUUAUCCGUGCAUCCUGUACAGGCUUGAGCAGUAUCUGCUUUCCCUGUGUUCCCCUAAUCUGUACACACGCAGGCAUGUUGAGAUUGGGGUAUGAAUAUGUACUUUUCCUGGCUGGCCAGCUGGGUGUGACUUUUUUUUGUCAAGGCUAGAGAAAGAAAUCAAGAUUGUUUGCUUUUUUAUAGAAAAAGAAAAAAAAGACUAUUCUCUGCUACCUGAACUGUGACACUUUUUAUAUGCACAAUGCUCAAAAGAAUUGGUUUGCAAUAUGUAUUUAAAUGUCUUGAAUUGGGAAGAUUGUCUCAGUGGAUCUGAUUAUUUUUUACUGUUUUAUAAGGAAUACAAUAAAUAUUUGACCUAAAA